Messenger RNA from Leptopilina boulardi, 3298 nucleotides. RefSeq names its product venom metalloproteinase 3-like (gene sona). Bases 260 to 2677 code for a protein of 805 amino acids. The record is from RefSeq and is a predicted model, not a curated record. Gene Ontology annotation, molecular function: metalloendopeptidase activity. Gene Ontology annotation, biological process: proteolysis. The transcript is spliced from 17 exons. Lineage: Eukaryota; Metazoa; Arthropoda; Insecta; Hymenoptera; Figitidae.
UUUCAUAUGAAAAACAAGUGCCUUACAUAAAAGAAGAAAGGCUAUUAAACUUUGUGGAAUGAGAGUUGCCAUAUACCUAUAUAUAUAUCGAAGACAUUCUGCACAAGUUUUGUAUAAUAGUCCACCUAUAAAGUAUGUAAUGAACAGAACUCUUGUAUGUAUAUAUACCAUAUGUGCGAUUUUCCUGUGUAUAAGGUAAACACAAUUUCCGGACUCCUUGAGAUGUGAGCAAUAAGCAUUGACUGGUCUAACCGGAAAAAUGCAUCAAGGUGAUGAAGUUGCUGACCUGGUGCUGGAAUUUAUGUGCUACGUGGAGCCGCAAGCUUUAUCGAUGUGGCGCAGCCAAUCAGGAAUUUUUCUUCACAAGAUGAUUCGCGUCACUUUCCUCCUAUUCGUGGUCGUUCAACUGUUCACACGAUGCUACGGGAUCCAUCAACAUAUGACGAGGGAGGAGCUGAUGUCGGUGUUCCAGACGGACCACGAAUCCGUACCAAUAUACCAAGUGGUGCCAGUAUUACAUUCGGUGCACAAGAGAAAUCCAGAUGCAAAACAGGAAGUGCAUCUCAAGGCGUUCGGAAGAGAUUUCCAUUUGUCCCUGGAGCCAACAGAAAGACUGUGGUCGGGAGAACACUUGCCAAUGUUGACAGUCACUAGAAAUGAUUCGCAACCAAAUGGAUUGGAUUACGAGAUAGUUCCAGAAGCGGGAACAGAUAUUGGUGACGCCUACCAGGAUGAAGAGAAUAUGGCAUCAAUUGUGCUGCACCGGAACGAGGAUGAGAAAGUGCUCGUUCAUGGGAAUAUUGGAUCGGAAUAUGUGAUUCGUCCACUUCCACAGCGUGUGAUAAAUGAAGUCGUGAGUCAAAUUAAAAAUCUUCACGAGCCACAUCUGUUGCCCAAUGUCACGAGGGUGAAAAGGAACCUGAAAAAUACACAUCACCAUGUUGUAUUCAAAAUUUCAGAACGUCCUUUAAACGACGAGUUUAGUGACUUUGCUUUUAUGGAGCCAGAUCAUUUGUCAAAGAAAUUCAGGAAGAAAAGAUCGAUCAGCGUUAGAUCGAAACGUGAUGCGCCAUAUGUAAUUUAUCCUGAAAUUCUUUGUAUAGUAGAUUACGAUGGUUACAGAUUGCACGGCGGUGACAAUGUGCAAAUUAAGCGGUACUUCGUUUCAUUUUGGAAUGGAGUGGAUCUCAGGUACAAAUUACUAAAAGGUCCCAAAAUUAGAAUCAGCAUCGCUGGAAUUAUAAUAUCACGCGGCAGGGACGCGACACCUUAUUUGGAACGAAAUCGCGUUGGACGCGAUGCCAUCGAUUCCGCAGCUGCCUUAACGGAUAUGGGCAAAUAUCUUUUCCGCGAAAGGAGACUUCCGGUCUACGACAUCGCUGUUGCCGUCACAAAAUUAGAUAUGUGCAGGAGGCAAUAUGCGAAUGACGUGUGCAAUAGAGGAACUGCAGGAUUCGCGUAUGUUGGUGGAGCUUGUGUCGUUAACAAGCGGCUCGAAAAAGUAAAUUCUGUCGCUAUCAUCGAGGAUACUGGCGGUUUUAGUGGAAUUAUUGUUGCUGCACAUGAAGUUGGUCACUUAUUAGGAGCCGUGCAUGAUGGUUCGCCACCACCAAGUUACCUUGGUGGACCUGGAGCAGAAAAAUGCCGCUGGGAAGACGGUUACAUCAUGAGUGACCUCAGGCAUACUGAAAAGGGAUUUAAGUGGUCCCAUUGCAGCGUAUCGUCUUUCCAUCAUUUUUUGAAUGGAGAUACAGCGACUUGCCUGUAUAAUGCGCCACACGAAGAUGAAGCACUGCCAAGAGUAUUGCCAGGAAAAUUAUUAUCGCUUGAUGCACAAUGUCGAAAGGAUCGUGGAACGAGCGCUUGCUUUAAAGACGAUCGUGUUUGUGCUCAGCUAUUUUGCUUCGACGCUGGCUCAGGUUACUGUGUGGCUUAUAGACCAGCAGCUGAAGGUUCUCCUUGUGGCGAUGGUCAGUAUUGCUUAAAUGGAAAGUGCGUAGCGGAGCACGAGAACAUCAUUCCAGAUUAUACUCAAAAUGUUCCCACCUACAUAAGGCGAGAUUAUAAUUCUGUCACACAAAGUCGGCCAUAUUACUCGCAAUACGGAAAUACGACGGAAUACAGGUAUCCAUGGGUUACAACUCGCAGCAACUUCGACACUAGAUAUAAAUACUCAACACCCUCUACACCUAGUAGAACAGUUAGUCCCUAUAAAGUUUUUUCACAAUAUACAACACCUGUUUAUAAUAAUAUUAAAAAAACACCAAGCACAACUUGGAAAAAGCCACAGGUUAAAACAACAAGAUAUGUUAACGAUAAAUAUUAUAAUAGUCCCUCAAUAGCAACAACCACGGAAAAAGCUUAUGUUAUUCAUAAUUAUGUGAAAACAUAUUAUCGCUCGACUAAUAAUCCAAAAGCAAAUUAUCCCCAAAGUAAAGUAACUUAUCAAAAAACUUAUCCCUACAAAUAUAAAAGUUCAGCCAGCUCGAUGUCAUAUUCGUCAACGGCCGAUGGAAAUGAAACAGAUGAUGAAGGUCAUGAAACAGAGGCCGAUGAAUGCAAGGACGUGGCGAUUGAUUGCGCAGGGCUGAUCAGCAGGAUGGGAACAUGGCUGUGCCAUCUGCAAUCAGUGAAAAGCCGUUGUUGCGCGUCCCUCAAGGGAAUCUGCAAUAGUUAGAGAGAAAGCAAGAGAAAGAGGAACGAAAAAAAAAAAAAGAACAGAGAAGCUGGUGCUCACUAUAAGGGCGCUAAACCUGUGCAAAUGUCGAUGUUGUAUAAAAUGCAAAUAACUGUCGAUUAUAAUUAUUCGACAAGAACUUUAUUUUCUUUUGUGCACUAAUAGUGAAAAAGAAUGAAAGUUUUCAUUUUUUUUUUUUUUUUUUUUUUUUUUAAACAAACAAAAAAAAAGUGCAAGGAACAAUUUGAAUACCUCGCAACAAUUGUCUUUAUCAUCCUUUUCCCCUCCCCUAAAAAAAAGUCCUCUCUCACAUCAUAAAAAAAAAAUAUUCGGAAACAAUCCGAAUUGGGCUAAAAAAAAAAGUUCUUAAUUCCUAUUAAAUAAGGAAAAUUGGAAAUUUAAAGCCUGAAACAAAAAAAAUCAGAAAUAGUUCUGAUAAAAUUGUGAAAAUGAUCCUGAAAUGAAGUUCAAACGUAAGCUGUGUGUACAAGUGAUGUUUGUUUUAUUUUAAUUUUUUUUUUUUCAUUUUCUAUCUCGUCCUGAUGUUAGAAUGUAUGUAGAGUUAAUGAAGAUUCUUAUUUUGUUUUUUUAAAAAAUAAAUUAAAGAAUCUAUUAAAUUGA